GUGGGCAAUUUCAGAGGGAUGCUGCUGUUUAGGUUCACAGUUGUCUGCUGCUAACUUGUUCUAUCAAGUGAGAAUACAGUUCAUUUUCAAAUCUAUACAUGAAAACUGCAGAGCAGGGGUCCCAAUGGCAGGACCUGCUACAGCAAUAAGAUUACGACAAUUUGUAGAUCCAGCACCCAAUGUCCCUGUAAGAAUUAUUCAUCAUCAGGGAAAGGAUGUUCGUGGUUACUAUCCAGGGCAAACAGCACGGGUUCAUGUUGCGUAUCCUCCUGAAAGACAACUGGGACCUUUUACAAAACUGCAGUCAGUUCCAACUCCAGUAAAACAUGAAAUUGUACCUCACUAUGAUUUUGACUAUAUAAUUCUGAAGAGGCAUAUCCAUUACCAAAGGACAAAGAAGAAAUCCUACAACUGGUACACACAAACCACAUACAGAGAAGCAUUCACAUUCCCAUUUUAUGAAUCAGACACUGCUGAAAUUAAGGAUCUCCCAAGAACUGAUGCUGAAUCCUUAUCAGUUUGGAAAAGUACUUCUGCCAUGAAGAAGGGAAAAGUUAAACCUUCAUUUAUGGGGAUUGGAUAAGUUCUUGCAUCUGAAACCCCAGCAUCAUCAAUAUAGAAAAGUCUUUCAAAAUCACUUCUUCUGGGAGUACUUCUAGUACUACAUGGAUUUUGUGGCAAUUGUAAAUACA
This is a messenger RNA of Heteronotia binoei (common prickly gecko), 692 nucleotides long. RefSeq names its product sperm microtubule inner protein 3 (gene SPMIP3). NCBI's taxonomy places the organism in Eukaryota, Metazoa, Chordata, Lepidosauria, Squamata, Gekkonidae. The record is from RefSeq and is a predicted model, not a curated record. The transcript has 5 exons. The coding region runs from base 125 to 583 and encodes 152 amino acids.